Perkinsus marinus ATCC 50983 is the source of this 215-nucleotide messenger RNA. RefSeq lists its product as hypothetical. The transcript has a single exon. The annotation marks the transcript as partial. NCBI's taxonomy places the organism in Eukaryota, Perkinsozoa, Perkinsida, Perkinsidae. The record is from RefSeq and is a predicted model, not a curated record.
GGAUUCUGAACGUAAGAGCCGAUGGGUUGUCGAGACUUCUCGAGCGGCGAUGCGGUACUCUAUCUCCGACAUGCUCGUUGGGGAAGGUCUUGCAGGAUCAUCUAGACUCUCCGAAGGCCUCAGCGGGCAUAGUCGAUGACCUAAUCUGCCGGCUGGGGGAUCUACCACCAACGAUUGAUGGAAAAAUCGUUCACGAUCGUCUGUGCCGUAUAUCG